CCAUCUUCGCAUGGUGAGGAACAGGCCCAAUCUCAUCGACACGUCCGCUGGUGUUUUACAAGAUAAGCGGACGAGGUCUCAUCCGCUUCAAGUUGAAAUUUAGAACCCUAGUUAUCGCAGUAAGUGCAAAGGAACGUCCGUUUCGAUACCGUUCAUCAUGGAUAUGCAAAGUGAUUUCGACCGACUCCUCUUUUUCGAGCACGCUCGCAAGACUGCCGAAACUACAUAUGCUACAGAUCCUCUUGAUGCCGAGAAUUUGACAAGAUGGGCAGGUGCAUUACUGGAAUUAUCACAAUUCCAGUCGGUCAGCGAAUCAAAGAAAAUGAUAUCUGAUGCUAUCUCAAAGUUAGAAGAGGCUUUGGAGGUUAAUCCACAGAAGCAUGACGCCAUUUGGUGUUUGGGGAAUGCAUAUACAUCCCAUGGCUUUCUAAAUCCCGACGAAGAUGAAGCAAAGAUUUUUUUCGACAAAGCAGCCCAGUGCUUCCAGCAGGCUGUUGAUGCGGAUCCAGAAAACGAGCUUUAUCAGAAAUCAUUUGAAGUUUCUUCUAAGACUUCAGAGUUGCAUGCCCAGAUUCACAAACAAGGUCCCCUUCAACAAGCCAUGGGACCAGGACCAUCUACAACAACAUCAAGUACAAAGGGUGCGAAGAAGAAGAGCAGUGAUCUGAAGUAUGACGUUUUUGGAUGGGUAAUACUUGCUGUUGGACUUGUUGCAUGGAUUGGCUUUGCGAAAUCUAAUAUGCCGCCACCUGCACAUCCUCUUCCAAGAUAAGGGCCAAAAUACAAUCUUCUAGGCCAAAAUACAUGAUGUAAUUUUUUCCUGCAUAAAAAUGGCUUUUGGCGAUUCAAGCUUUUGCCAUAUAGAUAGGAUUUACUGAUGUAACAUAGUUUGAAUUAAGACACUCUUUUGUCCUUUGAUUGAUACUAGUCAUAAAACGAUUUUAUGAAGCUGUUUUAGAAUA
Solanum lycopersicum (tomato) is the source of this 962-nucleotide messenger RNA. Its product is annotated as mitochondrial import receptor subunit TOM20. Gene Ontology annotation, cellular component: mitochondrial outer membrane translocase complex. Gene Ontology annotation, molecular function: protein binding. Gene Ontology annotation, biological process: protein insertion into mitochondrial outer membrane. Lineage: Eukaryota; Viridiplantae; Streptophyta; Magnoliopsida; Solanales; Solanaceae. The record is from RefSeq and is a predicted model, not a curated record.